ACUUACACACGAGCUGAUUAUUUGACAUGUAUGAGUUUGUUAUCGAUUCCUGAAGUGUGUGGACCAGUUAUGUACCAACGGAUCCUGACGCAAGAGUGAAUAACGACCUCAGUAACUUCCAACGUUUAACACUGCUGCGCGCUUUUAAUUGGUAUACAUCACUUAUGAAACUGAUAGUUUAGUGGGCGCACUUGUUCGGUAUUCUUUGUACGUUUUGAAUACUUAACUGGGUGUCAUUAUAAGAUACUUCUGUGCUGCUCUCAGGGGGAUCAGUGAAGAGAGAGAAAAGGGGAUUUGGAAACAUUUUCGUUUUUAAAUGAGGCAGAAAUAUUUUCCGAACAAAAUGUUUUCACAACAGGUUUUUAUCUUGUGUGCCCUAAUACUCACCUUCUCAUCUGCAUCUGACCUAGAAUGUGGACCGAAAGUACAGGUUCUGUGUAGCAUCAAUAAAGCAGAGCCUGAACCAGAUAACUACAAAUGGAGAGUCCCUGCAUGUACUCAUACAUCAUCAGAGAACAAGGAGAUCGGAUUGAAGUAUUCCAAACCGCCGGACAGCUUGAAAGGACUGAGACAGUUUGAAUUGAGGAUAUACAUGAACAAAACCAAAUUGAUUGACGUAGCACUCAAUAAUACCAAUACAGAGACCAAGUGCCGCUUUAAAAAUCUGGAAUCUGCUGAGUACAGCAUCAGGAUUCGACCUAUCAAUCCCAUUAAAUGUGUUUGUAAAUUCCGGGACAUGUGUAAGAUCUGCCAGACCAGGAAACUAGAUGUACAAUUAAAGUCGCUAACAGACGAUAAUAAUACAUUUCACAUGGGUCACACUGUCUCUAAUUAUAAAACUAUGAAGCGCACGUCACCUACUGGUCAAGACGGCGAUAGUACGAAGGACUUCAGUAAGAAGCACGUGUCCCCAACUCUACCAACUGGUACUACCACUACCCACUUGGAAUAUACUGAUUCUUUCCAUGGUCUUCUUUUACGGAAAAAAGAGCUGAAAGACAAACGACCGGGCUGGCACGGGCCAUUAAUGAUUGUACUGCUCAUCCUACUGAUCACCAUUACCGUUGUGUGUGUGAUCUAUUGGCGUCAACGCAAGCGGAUGUCGACCAGCCAGGGUAAGAGCUUGAAACUGUGCCCAAAUCACAUCAUAGAUGGCUUUUGUGAGACAAGUAAAAUGUCCUUGAAAGGAAUUAAAGACAAAGAUGUCUCUAGCCCUGUGUGUGAGAAAAUGGAUGUUUCCUGGACGAAAACGGAGGAGGAAGAUCAGGAUGCUUAUGAUUCUGGUUUUGACAGCAACAAAAAUUGGAGAGAACGUAAUGUGCCUGCUGAUAAAUGCGAUAUGUCAAAACCCGGAAACGACCAAAUCAGCAAUUGUAAUUCACUUUGCGAUGUAUCUGACGGAGCUUUUAUCGCCAAUUCUCUUAUAUGGGCAGACAUGGACAGAUAUAUGUCUGACAGUGUGUGCACUAUACAUUCAUUGUCGAGUGAGAACAAAGGGAGACAAUCAUCUUCAAAACAUUUUAAUUGUAACAAAUAUACUAACCCAGCGAAUAGUAUAGGUAUAAGUUCUCAAAUUACUCGAGUGGACAAAGACAUCAUACAACAACAAAACAUUUGUAAAUAUGGAUAUACAAAUGAAAAUGCAUGUAAAAGCAAACGCAAAUACGGUAAUUCAGGGUUAUUUUGGAAGACUUCUCCGCUGACACUUUUAACCAAAAAAACAAGAAAUUUCCACAAUAAAAUGGAAAUAUCUGAGCAAUCAAGAAUGUUAGAAACGGUAGCAAGUGAACAGCAAAUUGAAUAUCCCAUGUCUCUUUCUCUUAAUUCUGCGGAAUCAGCUAAAACGCUAAACGUUUUUGGAGAAGAAGAAUGGAAAAACAACAAGUAUAGUAACAGACCUUUUAGAAACUCAAAUCAUCUUAAAUAUGAAUAUAACGACGACAUCAACGAUGCAAUAUCUUUGGGUGAAAUCAGUUUAUGAUUAUUAUUAUGCCUGAAUGUGUCAUACACAGACUUUCAAGGCAAAAGGGUAAUUUUAUAUGUCAAACGCUAACAAAAAUUAAGGAUGGAUACUUGAAUUUUCAAAGGUGAUAUUUUUCAUCAAGUCCCUGUGGUCUAGCUAAGGAUGAAAGGCACUCAUAAAUUGUCCAUAAAACAAUGACAUGGAUAUAGACAAUUUUGAUAGGAAUGUAUACCCCCCCCCCCCCC
This is a messenger RNA of Pecten maximus, 2208 nucleotides long. RefSeq lists its product as uncharacterized. The transcript has 8 exons. Bases 317 to 1981 code for a protein of 554 amino acids. The record is from RefSeq and is a predicted model, not a curated record. NCBI's taxonomy places the organism in Eukaryota, Metazoa, Mollusca, Bivalvia, Pectinida, Pectinidae.